Toxotes jaculatrix (banded archerfish) is the source of this 7699-nucleotide messenger RNA. RefSeq lists its product as uncharacterized. Lineage: Eukaryota; Metazoa; Chordata; Actinopteri; Toxotidae. The transcript has 38 exons. Bases 182 to 6619 code for a protein of 2145 amino acids. Gene Ontology annotation, biological process: cell surface receptor signaling pathway. Gene Ontology annotation, molecular function: transmembrane signaling receptor activity. The record is from RefSeq and is a predicted model, not a curated record.
CAUCUUGUUGACGUAGUAAUGUCCUGUGUGGGCUGCGUGGUGCCUGCUAUAUUGGGUGGCUCAGCAGGAACUGGUUGAAGCUCAGCGUAGUGGUGUGAGGUCUGUGGAGGAGAAAAAGGAACCUGAAAUGGGUUGAACUCAGAAAAAGCAGAGAAGCGAGGGGCCUGUGCUGGUCGUGAGGAUGGAGCGCACUUUGCUCUGUGUGCUGUCUUUAUUCUUUCUGAACACACUCCUCUACUGUGGACAAGCUGAAGAUGCUGAGCUGACCCUUGAACCCAGCUCAUCCUACGUGUUUACCGGAGAGUCCGUUACCUUCAUAUGUGACAUGAGAGAAGGAAAUGACACUGACUGGUAUUACAGAUUCAGCUGGAAUGGUCAACAAAUUGUCUCCUUCAAUCCAAACAACUCCUACUCACUUAACCUAACGGCAGACUCGGGUGGUGAAUAUCAGUGCACUGGUCGCCACAAGGACGCAACAGAUUUUUCAAAGCAGAGUAAUAAGGUCACUCUACAUGUAUCAGCACACAGACCAACAGCCACUCUGACAACAGGCAGGACAUCCAUACCAGUAGAUGGCACUUUGAGAAUGACCUGUUUGAUCCAGGGCUCCGAUGGCUGGACAUAUGACUGGUUCAGACGCACCUCAGACUCUCAUGAAACUAUGAUUGUGAUGGACAGCAAGGAAAACUUUGUCAGCAUCUCACACGAAGGCCUCUACUGGUGCAGAGGAAGACGAGGAAACCCAGUUUUCUUCACAAAGGACAGUGAUAUGUAUCGCAUUGAAAGAACCUUGGCCAACAGAGUCUCUGUGACCUCGCAACACAACUGGACUCAGAUAUUCAGUGGUGAGGCGAUCAGUGUCAGGUGUGAGAUCCAGGGAGAUGGAGACACUAACUGGGAGUAUGAAUGGAGAACAACAAGCUCAAACACACCUCCCAUACACAGUGAAUACAUGCAAGGCAGUGCCUCUGUUUCCUACAGUGGAGUUUACUGGUGUAAAGGUAGAAGGGACUUGUAUUCAUCAACAGAGUGGAGCGGUGCCUUCACACUGACAGUAUCGCCAAAUAAACCCAGGCCCACAGUUCUGGCAGAGGAGAGAAUCAUACCAGCAGAGGGCAACAUAACACUGACCUGCUAUGUAGUCAACUCUGCUGAGUGGAAAUAUUACUGGUUCAGACGUACCUCACACACCUCUGAAGCUCGGACCAUAAGAGACAGUGAACCAGAUGGAGUUAUCAGUAUCUCGCAAGGAGGCAUCUACCACUGUAGAGGAGGCAGAGGAGACACAGCUGUCUUCACAGAGGACAGCGAUGCAGUCACAAUUGAGAAAAGAGUUUCCAACAAGGCUUUUGUGUCCCUGCAACCCAACUGGCCUCUGAUAUUCAGCGGUGAGACCAUCACUGUUAGAUGUCAGAUUCAUGGAGGCGGAGACACUGACUGGGAGUAUGAAUGGAGGAAACCCAAGUCAAAUGUAGAACCAACACACAAUGAAUACAGGAUUGUCAGUGCGUCUGUGUCCAACAGUGGGAGCUACAGGUGUUUGGGUAAAGACAAGUCAGACAUGCACUCCUCAACAGAGUGGAGCAAUAUCAUCACAUUGAUGGUUUCUGCAGACAGACCAAAUGCUAACCUGAGUGCUGACGACAGAGCCUUUCCAAUAGGGGGCAGUGUGGCUUUGACCUGUUCAGUGAACCCUUCAUCAUCUGGCUGGGAUUACUAUUGGUACAGAGGCAAGAAAACCUCUGAACCUCUGACGAACCAAGAUGUCGUUUUCCACUCAAGUGGACAAAGUAUCAGUGUCUCACAGGAAGGACUCUAUUGGUGCAGAGGAGGAAGAGGAGACCCGGUUUACUACACAGAGUACAGUGGCUCAGUCACUAUUCACAAAAUUGUCAGCAACAGGCCUGUUGUGACUCUGCAAACCAAGUGGCCGAAGAUAUACACAGGAGAGACGAUCGUACUUAAAUGUGAGAUCCAGGGAGGAGACAGCGAGUGGGAGUAUGAAUGGACAACAACCGGCUCACAAAAAUCUUCAAUCAAAAAUGAAUACAGGAUCGGUUCUGCAUCAGAAUCGGACAGUGGUGACUACUGGUGUAGGGGCAGACUGAAAAGUGCACAACAGAAUUCAACAGGAUGGAGUGCUUCCUUCAACUUAGUAAUUUACUAUGCACCAGAACCUGUCCUCACUGUGUCUUCAUCAUGGCUGAGUCCUGGAGACUCAGUGACUCUGAACUGUAAGGUUGAACAUCCAUCAGCAGGAUGGAGGUUUUACUGGUAUAAGGCUGUUCCCAGAUUGUCUGACAUGUAUUUCCCCUACGACUAUGGAUACAGAUAUUGGAUGAGUUUUCAUGGCAGUUUUAAUCCCUACGAUUAUGAGCUGUUACCCCAAAGCAGCAGUGGGUCUGAACAGGAUUCUUACAUUGUUCAUAGACACACAAACACAGCAGGAUAUGUGUGUAGAGCUGGAAGAGGAGACCCAGUGUAUUACACUAGGUAUAGUGAACCAGAAUUUGUCUGGUGUGGAGAUUUUCAUCCAGCAGCGUCUCUCACAGUGAGUCCUGACAGAGUCCAGCACUUCACCUCUGACUCUGUGUCACUGAGCUGUGAGGGAAACUUUACUAAGUGGAGAGUGAUGUUUUCUGAACGAGGCCGUCUAAAGAAGUGCCCCUCCUGGGGGAGAAUGACUGGAUCCACAUGCCAUAGGCGCCAGCGCAGGAACGCAGUGUACUGGUGUGAGUCUGGAUCAGGAGAGUUCAGCAAUGCAGUCAACAUCACUUCAGCUUAUGAUAAUGACGUUAUCCUGGUGAGCCCUGUCCAUCCUGUGACUGAGGGACGUCCUGUUACUCUUAGCUGUAAUUUGAGGACAGAAAACUUACUUUCCAGUGUUGCUUUCUACAAAAAUGGCAAACUCAUCCAAAAUGAUGACAGAGGGCAGCUGAACUUCUCUGCAGUGUCCAAGUCAGACGAAGGCCUCUACAAGUGUGAAUAUUCAGGAAACGAGUCACGGGAGAGCUGGAUGUCAGUAAAAUCAUCUCGGUCUUCAUUUCCUGUGUCGCUGAUCAGUGGGCUGGUUAGUGGGAUCACGCUGAUUAUUCUCCUCUCGCUGCUACUGUUGUGCUGGUACAGAAAGUCAAAGAAUCCCUGUUGUAACAGGCUCAGCCAGUCUCAGAGAAUCAGUCAGAUCUCUGCUACAGAACAAAGUGUCAACCAAGACAAAAAUCAACAGCCAGUGUACUCGUCUCUUCUCUACGGUGAUACUUGUGUCUAUGAAUCAGUCAGAGGCUCUGAAAACACUGGGGAUGGUGGCCCACCACGUGACUACAGAAGUGUUGUAUCUCAGAUUCAGCUCAAAGGUGUUGGAAAGAGGAGAAACCAAAAUGAUCCAGAGGAGAUGUCUGACUACGAUAAUAUGAUUCCAGAUCCAGCUAAAGGUACCGUUUUGGUCCAGGUCCAUAAAGAGAGGUUUAUCAUCAACAAAACAAGAGACAACAAUGUGAACUUCCAUGAGGAAACAUUUCUCAGAGGCAGAGCGACAGUGUCAGUGCUGGAUGUGAAGAUGGGGCACACUUCACUCUGUGUGCUGUCAUUAUUCUUGCUGAAUACACUCUUCUAUGGAAAGGCUGAAGUUUCCAGUAAGCCCACUGUGGCCCUGCAACCCAACUGGUCUCAGUUUUACCGUGGUGAGACGAUCACUGUCAGAUGUGAGAUCCAUGGUGGAGACACUGAGUGGGAGUAUGAAUGGAGAACACCCAGCUCAAACAACCCUCCAUCACACAGUGAAUACACUAUCAGCAGAGCCGCAGUGUCUGACCAUGGAGAAUACAGGUGUAGGGGCAGAGCAAACAAUUCCUAUACAGAGUGGAGUGAACCCAUCACAUUGUCAGUAUCAUAUGAUAAACCUCGACCCACACUGAGAUCAGACACAACAAUAAUACCAGCAGGGGGCAGUGUGACACUGACCUGCUCUGUGGAAAACUCUGCUGACUGGAGAUUUGAUUGGUUCAGACGCAGCUCACGUUCUUCUAAAGCUCAGACCAUCGAUGGAUCAGACCGCACCAACAGAAUUACAGAGGGAGGCAUCUAUCAGUGCAGAGGACGAAGAGGAAGCAACAAUUUCUUCACAGAAAACAGCAAAGAAGUCACCAUUCAGAAAACUGCUAGAGUCACUCUGACCCUGCAACCCAACUGGUCUCAGAUAUACACAGGAGAGACGAUCACUGUCAGAUGUGAGAUUGAGAACGGAGGAGACACUGAGUGGACGUAUGAAUGGAGACCAGCGAAGUUAAACUCAUCUCCAACACACAGUGAAUACAGGAUCAACAAAGCUACUAAGUCUCAUAGUGGAGAAUACAGAUGCAGGGGUUCAAAAGACUAUUCCUUUACACAGUGGAGUAAUGUCAUCAGACUGACUGUAACAUCAGCUAAACCCAGGGCCUCACUGACAGCAGACAGGACUGUUAUACCAGCAGGGGGCAGAGUGACUCUGACCUGCUCUGUGAGCUCAUCCUCUGGUUGGAAAUACUACUGGUACAGAGACAAUAAAAACUCUGAACCCCUGAACACACAAGGUAAAACAUUCAGUGUCUCACAGGGAGGACUCUACUGGUGCAGAGGAGGAAGAGGAGACCCAGUUUACUACACAGAGUACAGUGAAGAAGUUAGGAUUGACACCAUUGUCUCAAACAGAGCUGUUGUGAGUCUGCAACCCAACUGGUCUGAGAUAUACAGAGGAGAGACGAUCACUGUCAGAUGUGAGAUCCAGGGAGGAGACACUGGGUGGACGUAUGAAUGGACAACAACCAGCUCAAACAAACCUCCAUCACACAGUGAAUACACUAUCAGCAAAGCUGCAGAGUCUCACAGUGGAGACUACUGGUGUAUGGGCAGAAGAGGUAAUUCCUAUACAGAGUGGAGUAAAUCCAUCACAUUGUCAAUAUCAGAUGAUAAACCUCGACCCACACUGAGAUCAGACAAAACAACCAUACCAGCAGGGGGCAGUGUGACACUGACCUGCUCUGUGAGAAACUCUGCUGACUGGAGAUUUGAGUGGUUCAGACGCACCUCAGGUUCUUCUGUAGCUCAGACCAUCGAUGGAUCAGAUCAAACCAACAGCAUUACAGAGGGAGGCAUCUAUCAGUGCAGAGGACAAAGAGGAAGCAACAAUUUCUUCACAGAAAACAGCUAUGAAGUCACCAUUCAGAAAUCUGUUUCCAUUAAGCCCACUGUGACCCUGCAACCCAACUGGCCUCAGAUAUACACUGAUGAGAGGAUCACUGUCAUAUGUGAGAUCCAGGGAGGAGACACUGGGUGGCUGUAUGAAUGGGACACAUCCUCCAACAACAAACCUUCAAAUCAACAUGAAUACAGGAUUAGUUCUGCUUCAUCGUCCCACAGUGGAGUCUACAGAUGUAGGGGCAGAAUGAAAAGUUCACAGUAUAAGAGAACAGAGUGGAGCGCUCCAAUCAAACUGACAGUGUAUGACACAGAUAAACCACUGCCUGUCCUCACUGUGUCUCCAUCAUGGCUGAGUCCUGGAGACUCAGUGACUCUGAAGUGUGAGGUUGAACAUCCAUCAGCAGGAUGGAGGUUCUACUGGUAUAAGGCUGUUCCCACACGGUCACGCUUCUUCUACAGCUAUAAGCUGCUGCCUGGGAGCUCUGAGCAGGAUUCCUACAUUGUUCAUGGACCAACACACACAGCAGGAUAUAUGUGUACCGCUGGAAGAGGAGAUCCAGUUCAUUACACUCAGUAUACUGAACCAAAGUUUGUCUGGUCUGGAGACUUUCAUCCAGCAGCGUCUCUCACAGUGAGUCCUGACAGAGUGCAACACUUCAUCCGUGACUCUGUCUCACUGAGCUGUGAGGGAAACUCUGCUGAGUGGAGAGUGAUGAGGUUUAAUGAAGAAGGAUCCCAGUUAUCCUGCUCUUCCUGGGGGAGAAUGACUGGAUCCACAUGUAACGUCUACACAUCACGGCAGAGUAAUAGUAAUGGUGUGUACUGGUGUGAGUCUGGAUCAGGAGAAUUCAGCAAUGCAGUCAACAUCACAGUACAGGAUGAUUAUUAUGAUGGUCUCAUCCUGGUGAGCCCCGUCCGUCCUGUGACUGAGGGACAUUCUGUUUUACUUGGCUGCAGAUUCAGGACAGAAAAUAAACUUUCCGGUGUGUUUUUCUAUCACAAUGAUAAACUCAUCCAAAGUGACACCAGGGGGGAGCUGAUUAUCUCUGCAGUGUCAAAGUCACAUGAAGGUUUCUAUAAGUGUCAGUACUCAAGAAGAGAGUCAGCACAGAGCUGGAUGUCAGUUAAAGUUCCAGUGAUGCCUGAAAGCUCUUCGGUUCCUGUGAUGUUGAUUGUUGGGCUGGUUUGUGGUUUGACAGUAUUCAUUAUUCUCCUGCUACUGUUUUACUUCAGAAAGUUCAAAGAUCCAUGUGGUAACAGGCUCAACCAGUCUCACAGAGAGAAUCAGGGCUCUGCUACAGACCAAACGGUCGGCCAUGAUGAAAAUCAACAGCGUGUAUAUUCCUCUCUUCUCCACGAUGACGUUCGUGUCUAUGAAUCAAUCAUAGUCCCUGAAAACAGUGGAAAAGGACAAUGUGAAGAUCCAGAGGAGAACUCUGCUUAAAUUAAUGUGAAUCCAGAUUCAACCACAGGUCCAUAAAAAGAUGAACGUCAUCAACAAAAGCAAGCAUCAGUGACGACCUGAAAAAAACACACUCACAUUUAGACAGUGACAAGUAUUUUGUGUAUUUGGGCAGAAUAUUAUAUGGAAAACUGGAUUUAGCAUUUUAUUGCAAAUCAUAUAUACUUAUAUUUUUGCAAUUAUUUCAUCACUUUAAAUGGUUUAAAAUAAUUUUACGUUUGUCUCUACAAACAUUAUGUCACUGUACACAUGUAUGAUUCAAGCCCAUCUAAAUGAUAUUUGUGCACAAUCUUCCAGUUGCCUUUGUAAUGAUCAGUCCCUGAGGGUGCUGCUUCUGAAUCCUUUGGUUUCUUAUGUGAAUCCUUUACAGCCCCUUCUUGGAUUCUGGUUUAGCUUAAGUUCUGUUAGUUCCUGUUUUGUUAAGUCAAGUUAUUCUUUUUAUUUAUUUAUUUUUUUGUCUCUUCAGUUUUGGUUGUGUAUUUCCUGUUUUAUUGUGAAGUCUUGCCCCUAGUGUAUCAGGUCUUGUUCUACUUCCUGUCUUUGUCUGGUUUUCCCUCCUUUAGUGAUUGUCUGCCCCGCCCUAAUUGGUGUCACCUGUUGCCCAUUUCCUUGUGUGUGCCUGUCUUCACCUGUGUGGAGCCUGUUGUCUGCUUCUGCCUCGUCUUUCCGAGUGAAGACAUUGUGUUUUCCCUCCUCAUGGACUUACCUUGGUUUCCUUUUGAUGUCAAGUAAGAACUUUAGCUUAAUGAGCUUGCUUUGUAUUUUGUUUCCAACCUUUUUCCCUUCAUCAUGGCUGAUUUUUAGUUGUUUAAGUUUUGUACACUGUCCCUGGACUAUUCCAGUGAUUUUGAGUUUAAUUAAAAGACUUUUAGUUUGCUCAUGGUCUGUCCUGGGGUUUUUGCAUUUGACUCCUCUCUUCCCUUGUGUUCCUGGCUUCCUUUUUCUUUUUUCUCUUUAUGAAAUCAGUACCACCAAAAGUAGAUUUCCUGGCACUGUAGUCGCUUUUUUUUGCUUUAAUGUAGUUUCUCUGAUAUUUUGUGUAGUAAUAAAUCUUUAAAAUUG